UGGCUAUUUCACACCCCAAUUUUUAAACCCAACCAAUCACAUACAUAUCUUUUCAGUUUUGUUCUCAAUCAGGAAAAUGUCCGAAGAGAAUCAUGAGACAAAUGAAGUGGUAAGGCCAAGGUCCAUGGAGCACGAUGAAAGCGGGCACUCGGUGGAUCAGGACGAUGAAAGUAGACGCUCGAUGGAUGUUAAAGCCAUGGAUACGAGUGUGGAUCAGGUGAAGAGUGAAACCGAAACUGAAGAUUAUGACGAAUAUGAAGACGACAAACCCACAAGGGGUGAGGUUAUGGGUUGGUGUUUUUAUGAACUAUCUUCCUAUUUUACACACACUGUUCUUAUUACAGUCGUGUUUCCCCUCAUCAUAAGCCAGACUUUUAGUAAACCGCCACCUGAACCGGCUCGAGGUUGGUACAAGAAUGUUAGAGGCCUUGAUUGCACCAAAAAGGAAACCACUUUGUUUGAAGCACUAACAUAUGCCAGAAUAAACGUAGGUGACCUAUCAUUCUCCCCACUAGAAUGGACUUCAAUCUCUUGGUUUUCCGGCCUAAUCCUCGCCGGACCGCUACUCGCCUACAUCUCCAUCCUCCUCGACCACCGUCAAAACUCCCAACUCAUCACCGCCAUCGCCACCGCCAUCGGAGCCAUCUUCUGCCUCCCCGCCGGAAUCAUCAAAACCCCAUGGAUCAUACCUCCCUACAUCGCCGCCAUUGUCGCCUCCAACACCGUCGGCUCCGCCUUCCACAACCGCCACCUCGGCCUCAUGGUCCGCGGCUUCGUCGGCGCCACCAUCCGUAAACUCCACUUCCCCAACCGCCAAGCCAUCUCCAGCUGGCUCUCACUCUACGCCACCGCCGGCGGCUGCCUUGGAGCCGCCGCCAUCGCAUCGUUCACUUACUACAUGCUUCGAAACCCCGAAGGGUUUGUUAGUUUAUGGGUUGUUUCUAUCUUUAGCGGGAUAUUAUGGUUCGUUGGAAUCGUACAUAUCCUCACUGCCGUUAGAUCAAACGGAAUUGGAUCAUCAGUUACUAAUUGUAGGAUAUCAUCUAAGUACUUCAUUUCAAUAUUUAACUACCCGCAUGCUGCCGGAAGUCUCGUCGGAGUUUUCCUCUCGUCGUUCUCAACAAUGAGUAUAUUCACCGGGGCUGUGCUUUACAUUGUUGGUCAACUUUGUACGCCUCCACAAGACAUAUUAUUCACUUGGUUGACUUAUUUCUUUUUUCCAGUUUUAGCACUUCCGUUAUUACAUCCUGUUCAAAAAGUUAUACAAUCUGACGCCGUUAAAAUGCAAAUAUUCGGUUUCUUGCUCUCCACGUUAACUUCCGGAAUGGGGUUUUACUACCGGAAAGAAAACUGGCAUAAUAAUCAUGUCUUGGUUCUUGCUGCUGCACAAAGUAUAGCUUCUGGUGUCCUGCAUGCGCAUAGUCGAAUUUUGUUGAUGGAUUGCGCGCCGGCGGGUAAAGAAGGGGUGUUCGCGGCUUGGUUCGCGUGGGUUCGGAUGCUUGGAGCGUUUGUCGGGUUUGCUAUUGGCUCGAGUGGUGUAGGGAGUGUUAAUAGGUCGUUUGGGGCGGCGUUUGUUGCGGCUGUUAUUGGCAUUGUUGCUUUGAUCUUUAGUAACAUUAGUAGUUAUGGCGGGGCUGUGGCGGCUGGUCAUGUGCGAAAGCGACGUGAGACGGAAUCGCCGGUUCGGGGAUCAAAAGAUUUGGCUAAGGUUGAAGGAAAAGAGGAUUUGGAGGGAACACAAGAUAGAAGCAUGGAAGUUUGAUUUAUGUUUUGUUUUUUUUUUUUUUUUUUUUGUUUGGAAAUAUUUGUGGUUUGUUGAAUAUUGGGUUCUCUUUGUUCUUGUAUUUUUCAUUCUUUGUUAACAAAUAAUCCAGGGAUGUUUCUUUUCUUAAUUUUAAAUAAAUGGAAGAUUUUGGAAAUAAA
This is a messenger RNA of Helianthus annuus (common sunflower), 1923 nucleotides long. RefSeq lists its product as uncharacterized. The transcript is spliced from 2 exons. Lineage: Eukaryota; Viridiplantae; Streptophyta; Magnoliopsida; Asterales; Asteraceae. The record is from RefSeq and is a predicted model, not a curated record. The coding region runs from base 77 to 1762 and encodes 561 amino acids.